This is a messenger RNA of Salvelinus fontinalis (brook trout), 4094 nucleotides long. RefSeq names its product protrudin-like. Gene Ontology annotation, cellular component: endoplasmic reticulum tubular network; growth cone membrane. The record is from RefSeq and is a predicted model, not a curated record. Bases 524 to 1642 code for a protein of 372 amino acids. Gene Ontology annotation, biological process: neurotrophin TRK receptor signaling pathway; positive regulation of axon extension; endoplasmic reticulum tubular network formation. Lineage: Eukaryota; Metazoa; Chordata; Actinopteri; Salmoniformes; Salmonidae. Gene Ontology annotation, molecular function: metal ion binding. The transcript has 13 exons.
CACACUGAUCCAAGAUCGGUUUUUAGUUUCUCCAAUGGUGAUAACGGAUAGGACUUGGGAGAGUAGACUGAUUCACGCUACCUACUGGGCUAGUGAAGGGAGUAGGAUGAGGUUUCCUAUGAGCCUAGACACUGACCUGUCAGAUUUGAGUUUCUUCACCCUAAUGGUUCCAGGGAGGGUAUGCUGAUCCUAGAUCUGGGCUGUGAAGCUGGCACUCUACCUACUGGGCUAAUGAAGGGAGGGUAUGCUGAUCCUAGAUCUGGGCUGUGAAGCUGGCACUCUACCUACUGGGCUAAUGAAGGGAGGGUAUGCUGAUCCUAGAUCUGGGCUGUGAAGCUGGCACGCUACCUACUGGGCUAAGGAAGGGAGGGUAGACUGGUCCUAGAUCUGGUCUGUGGCGCUGGCAUGCGACCUACUGGGCUAAUGAAGGGAGGGUAGACUGAUCCUAGAUCUGGGCUGUGGAGCUGGUCUGCAGGUGAGGCUUUUGCUCCAGCCCUGCUCUAAUGGGUGUAGUUGUAGAUACAUGCCAUCUUAUUUGGUUUACUGUAUAGUCAUGAGUCAGUGUGUGAUUUGUACAGCCUGCUACCUACUGGGGUGGAGGAUGCCUCUGUGCUCACUACUGGUCUGUGUACUGCUCAACAUCCUCUUCCUCACUCUGAGUGAAGUCGGGUGGUUCUCUGUGUGUGUUCUGGGGGUGUCUGCCCCGGCUGCCCUGGGUUACCUGCAGGACAGGUGUGGGGGCGGGGCUUCGGAGGUGGAGCAACAGAAGAGGCGGUGCCACGCGGUGCAUCGUAAGGACCUGCAGAACGUUCAGCUCACCAGACAGGACGCCAUGCUGGAAGUCAAGGACCUGUUAAAGCAGCUAGAUGACCUGUUGUCUCAUGCCUGCCUGUCUGCUGAGUCUGUCUACAAGCUCCUGUACUGGGAGAGCCACUCUGAGUCCUCCAGGUUCUAUGGUGGCCUGUUAGCUGUAUUGAUGCUGCUGUAUUCUGUUCCUGUGUGCUGGGUGCUGGCCUGUCUCACUACUGCCCUCUUCCUGUGGAACCGAGACUUCUGCAGGGUUGUGUUGGACCUAAGGGAGGUGGUCCAGUCUGGCCAGAACCCAUCCUCAGAAGGAGAGAUGGACCACACAGAACCGGACCGCGGCAGCCUGGACCGGACUCCCACUGCUAGCAGCUUGGAGGACCUGUCCCCGGGAAGCGUAGAGGAGGCUGAGGAGGCAGAGCCUGAUGAUGAGUUCAAAGAUGCCAUCGAGUUGACUCAGGAGCCCCCUAUCUCCCUGCAGGAGACUCCCUUGGCUUUAGUGGAGGAUGAUGACACAACUUCAGAUUUGGACACCAUCUCCAUCACCUCAGACAACGGUCUGCUGAGUCGCAACGAGCCAAUCCGCAGUAAGGUGUCCAAACUGACGGAGAAGCUACGCAAACGCUACCCCACCAACAACACAGGUAACUGUUCCAGCUGCAGUGCUGUCUUCUCAGUGGUGAAGAGAAGGCGGAGCUGUAGUAAUUGUGGCAACAGCUUCUGCUCCAGAUGCUGCUCCUACAAGGUCCUCAAGGCCUGCAUGGGUGUCACAGCUCCAGAUGCCCAGAGAGAGACAGUGUUUGUUUGUGCUGUCUGCAACUCCACCCUCAGCAAGUGAGAAAUGACUACCCCCUCCUACCCACUCAUGGAGACCCAGGGAUGGUACUGCCCCUCCUACCCAGGAUUCGAAGCUCCUUGGCUGGGUAGAGCCCGCGGCAGAUCAGCCUCUACCCCCCCUGGGGGGUGGUUCAAAACCCCAGGUUGUCUGGUUCUCUGGCUCCAGCCCAGGUGACCAGGGUUAUUAAAAUGAACCAGUCCCAAAUGGCAACCUAUUCCCUAUAAAUUACACUGCUUUUGCCCAGAGCCCUAUGGGAUUCCCUAUAGGCUCUGGUCUACAGUAGUGGACUAUAUAGGGUGUCAUUUUGGACGCUCCCCCAGACUCCCAUCAGCUUGUGUUGCAUUGAGAUUUAUCCUGUACUGUCAUGGUGGUCCUGAGAAUGCUGAGGUGUGUGUGUGUGUGUGUGUGUGUGUGUGUGUGUGUGUGUGUGUGUGUAUUUGGAUUGUAUAAGAUAUGCUAUAGAUUGACCCUGUUAUAACAUUCAUUAUGUAAUGGUUUUAUAUGUUGGUCCUAAUGUUAAUUUAAUGGAUGUAAAGACAGGAUGCUAAAUGGCAUUCCCUAAUCCCCAUGGAGCAUAACCUAACCCCAUGGAGUGAUUUCCUGAGGGAACCCAGAGCUGUGUUCAAAUACUCAUACUAGCUAUACUAUUUGUAAAGUAAAUUGAGUAUGUAGUAUACUUAUUGGUCAUAGUAUGCCAAAAGUUCCUGGAUGUCGUACUAAAUUCACCAAAAUAUGAAGUAUACAAGCAGUGGACACUAUUUCUGUGCUUUUAGGAACCAUAAUGCGAUUCUUCAGAAAAUGGGCGUGGCUUCACCAACGUUUUCAGAUUUGAGGAAAAUGGUUGACGAGAGCAGAUACAAAUGAAUUCCCUUAAGAAAAUGUUGAGCAAUGUAAUAAAGUAAUGACUUUUCAAAUAAGUGAAAUGUUAUGUUGGCUGACAAUUUAUUAGCUACGCUGUCCUUACGCACCGCAGCAUGUCAUUCAGCAGUAUGUACCGGUCUGUUAGCUAGCUACCUAACGUUAGUUGGCUACUAAUACAUUGAACUUGCCAGGCAGUAUAUUAACUAUCUAGCUAACUACCCAAUGUUUAUUGACUUGAUUAUUCACAUCAUUCUUAGCUAAGUGGUAGGGUCAUUGUGCGUUCUCAAUGGACAUUGUUAAUUCUGGCUAUCUACUCUGAUUUCAGAGCAUCUCUCAUCUGUGUGCCAGUGCACAGAAUAGCUGAAUAAAACGCGUUGAAUAUGGCCGGUGUCAGUAAGCAUUGGCAAAAAAAAAAGUGUAAUUAAAUUGUUGCCUGUGUAACGGAUGUGAAAUGGCUAGCUAGUUAGCGGGUACGCGCUACUAGCGUUUCAAUCAGUUACGUUACUUGCUUUGAAACCUACAAGUAGUGUUGCCCCUUGCUCUGCAAGGAGCGAUGGACGCUUCGUGGGUGUCAGUUGUUGAUGUGUGCAGAGGGUCCCUGGUUCGCGCCCGAGGUCGGGGCGAGGGGACGUACUAAAGUUAUACUGUUACACCUGCAGCACAGUUAGUCACCAACACUCUGCAUGAAAUGAAAACAGCCUAACCAGCUCUGCUAGGGCAAGUAAAAUGGUCAGAGUGAGGGUUUCUCAUUUCUGAAUGGAGGUAGCUAGCCAGUUAGCUUGGGAGCUUAACUGCCUAACCAGCUCUGCUAGGGCAAGUAAAAUGGUCAGAGUGAGGGUUUCUCAUUUGUGAAUGGAGGUAGCUAGCCAGUUAGCUUGGGAGCUUGACUGCCAUUGUGAAGACAGAACGCUCGGAUCAACCCUACUCCUUGGCCAGAGCGUCUAGUGUGGGCUCCGAGACCGAAACGCUCUGAAUUUACGAACGAACAAUCUGACAACGCUCUGGAUUUACGAACGCCCAGAGCGCAUUCUGAGCGCUCUCUUGCACUCCAUGGGUAAAUUUACGAACUCGCCCCAUAUUGAAUUUACAGACACAGCCGAAAUCUUAAAAUGUCUAGCAAAUCAUUUGUUAUGCUAACAAGCUAGCAAGAGGUUGCAUAGCAACAGCAUCAAUUUCUGGUAGACAGGCGAAGUGCUAGUACUCAACUGAAAGGAUACCCUUCAUUUACAGUAUUCUAAAAUGAACUAAUAGUAUGUAGUAUAUACUCAUUAAGUAUGUAGUAUACAGGAUGUUGGUAUGAGUUUGAACACAGCACAGGUUUUAGAUUGACACCUAAGAAUGUACAUGUUACACUUUUACCAUUGUGAUCACCUAUAUUCAAUCCACUGAAAGUUUAUAUUUAUCCAAUUUAUUGAUUCAUUCAUUUGAUUGAUUAUCUUGACAGAAUGGAGGAUUUUGUUUACUCUUCAUUGCUUCAAUAAACUAAUGUGAUUUUGAAUGUUUGAAAAAUAACUUAUGGCAUAUUUUUCCUGCCUUUUUUCAGCCUAAUUGUAGAGAGCUCUGUUUAAAAAAAAUAAAACAUUUAAAAAGA